UUCACCUCCUCACUCGCCUUCUGUUCUCCAGCCUACGAUGGCAGCCACCCUCGAGCAUCUCACGCAAUGCCUCACGCAGACCCUCUCCACGGAUACCACAACACGCAUCAAGGCCGAGCUCACCCUUGGCGACAUGCUCGCUGCCCCAGAGGCGGGCGUGGUGCUUGCGCAGCUGGUGGCAAGUCAGGGUGCCGAUGUAGGGCUUAGACAGUCGGCCUCGGUAGUGUUGCGCAAGUUUGUGAACGAACGAUGGUCCCCUGGCCUGCCGAAAUGGAGAGGCCUGACCGCCGUUCCCGUCGAGCUCAAAGCACAAAUCCGCCAAGCAGUCUUCCAAACCCUCUCCGAUCCCCAAAGCAAAAUCCGCUCGCUCAGCGCGCAAAUCGUCACCACGAUUGCGAACACCGACUGGCCUGAUGAGUGGCCAGACCUCCUCGACGCGCUGAUCGCGCUUCUGUCCUCGAACUCGCCGCAGUCCGUGCACGGCGCGAUGCAGGUGAUGGCUGAGUUCAUCAAGGCUGACCUGACGGAGGACCAGAUCCUGCCCGUGCUCAGACAGCUUCUGCCAAUUCUCCUGAAUAUCCUCGGAGCACCUGAGCAACAUAGCGUGCUUACGCGUGCACGCGCUGUCGGGGUUUUCAGGACGUGUGUGGAGACGCUGUUCAUGGUCAAGCAGGAGCACCCGCAAGCGGUCAAGGAGGCGGCGCAGUCGAUCCUUCCCGCGUGGCUCGAUGCGUUCAAGUUUCUACUCAACAUUGACCCGAGGCAGGACGUCGAGGGCACCCCGAACUGGGAUGGCGUCGCUCUGCGCAUUCAGAUCUUCAAGGCCCUCGACAUGAUCCAAGUACCCUUCCACCGCCUCCUCAUCCCCGCCCUCCCCGACUUUCUCUCCGCAGCCCUCACGCAUCUCACGACUCUAUACCCUGCGUACCUGCACCACUACGUCCUCGCCCAGGCGACCGUCCCUCCGCCUUCGGAGACGACUGACAGCGAAAGCACGGCACUGCCGCAGCUGUUCUGCGCUGUCUGUGACUUUAUCGCGGGUGCAGCGCGGCAUGCGCGCGGGCGGGAGUUCUGGACGGACGAUAAUAUGGGCAAGUUGGUGCUGGCGCUCACGCAGUGGGUGCAGAUCACGAAGGAUGAUGAAGAGGAGUGGAUCAACAACGCGAAUGCGUUCGUUGCCCAGGAAGCCGAGGAGGCGAUGUCUUUCAGCGCCCGAAUAGCUGGUAUUGACUUGCUCGGGGCCAUUAUUGAUGGAUUCCAGUCGCCGGCAAUGAACACCAUGCAGUCUAUCGUUCAGCAGAUCACGGCCCAGUCAGAUGUGGAGAAGGCCUCUGGGAAUCCGAGCUGGUGGCGUCCGUUGGAAGCCAUGCUUGCUGCAGUCGGCGGCCAAUCCGAGUCUGUCCUUGAGUGGAUCGACGACGAGGCUGCCUCCGGCAGGCAGGCGCAGAUCCAGAUCGCGCCUCUCCUGCAGAACGUCAUACCGAAUCUGCUCAGCUUGUCAGACUGUCCCUUCUUGCAGGGUCGAGCCUUCGUAUUCGCUAGCCAGUACACGAAGGUCCUGCCUGUCGAGAUGGCAGGACAGUACUUGCAGGCGACUGUCCAGGUGCUCGAGGCCAGCGAAGCUAAUGUACCGAUCAAGAUCUCUGCAGUCAAGGCCGUUCUGAACUUCUGCAAAGACAUCGACGACGGUCUGCUUGAACCCGUAGCACCGCGGAUCGCGAAGGCUGUCGGUCCUUUCCUCUCUGUGACCUCUGAGGACACCUUGUCCCUUGUGCUGGAAGCGCUCUUGACAAUUGUGGAGAUCAGGGAGUGCGCGUGGAUGACGCAGGAUCUUGCCAGUUCGCUGGUUACAGCAGUCCUAGACAUCUGGAUGAAGAACAAUAAAGACCCAAUCUUCAUCUCCCUUCUGACCGACAUCCUCGCCUCGCUGGCGGGGUCGAAGGCCCCAGGAGUGUACGAGACAGUGGUCAAGCAAGCCCUGCCUAUCCUCACCAAUGCUAUCAUGUCGUCCACCGAGAGGGAACCGUGGAUCACCGGUGCUGCCAUCGAUCUGUCUAGCAGCCUGGCGCAGGGCGCGCCGGAGGGUGGUCUAGGAGAAGGAUUUGUGAGCAUACUUGCACCAAGUCUUUUCCUCGCCCUGCGGUCUGUCGAGGACAGAGAUGUCAUCCAGAACGGCAUCGCAUGCUUAACUACGAUUGUCCGCAAGGACUUCGCCCAGCUACAAGCUUGGACAGACCCUACGAGCGGCCGCUUGGGAUUGGACUGCGUGCUCGAGUCCAUCGCGAAGCAGCUCAAGAGCCAGGACGAAUCCGGCGGUUUGGUGGUGGGCGACCUCAUCAUCCACCUGUUGCGUCGAGCACGCGAGAACGUCCUCCCUGUGCUUCCGGAAUUGCUCAAUGCCAUGAUCGGCCGGAUGACCACUGCGAAGACCGCCACGUUCAUUCAGAGUCUCGUCAUACCGUUCGCCUUCCUAAUCCACAAUCAACGAGACACCGUGCUGGAUCUCCUAGAGUCGGCGAACGUCGACGGACGCUCAGGGCUCGAUAUCCUCCUUCAAACCUGGUGCGAGAAUGAGGAGACAUUCCAGGGCUUCUGGGCGCAGCGCAUCAGUACCCUCGCCCUAUGCUCGCUAUUUGCUUCCGGGCGGCCCAGCCUCCAAAACGUCGUCGUCAAGGGUGACCUCAUCAUCAAGCCCGAGACGAGGAAUGUCCGUUCGGGUGCUGACGAUCCAGGUGUAGUCAUCAUGACUAGAUCGAAGACAAAAGCUGUGCCGACCGAGUUCACUCGCGUACCCUUCCCAGUGAAGGCACUCAAGCUCUUGCUGCGGGAGCUGCAGUCCGGUGGAGAAGCCGCCUCGCGGAGGAUGAACGCGUCGGAUGUUGACUCGGACGAUGGCGACGACGAAUGGCAGGGUGAUGACGAGGUCGCCGCUCCCGAGGGCUCUUCGCGCGCCAACGAGUUGGCCUUCCUGUCGGACCUGCUCUCAGGCCCCGGCGGUCUACCUUUCGACAAUGACGACCUGCUGGAGGCGACCGACGAUGAGGACCUCAAGAAUGACCCUGUGUCACAGAUGGAUAUGAAGGCCCACUUGUUGUCGUUUUUCAAGGACUGCGCGGCACACAACACGAACAACUUCUCCGCUGCUGUCGACCAGUUGUUAGCAGACGAGAUCGUCGUCGUGCAGCAAGUUGUCAGCUCGUGAAGGUCUUGUCCACCGGACAGCUAGAAAGAAAAGUAUGUGCCCGCAGUGCUAGACGCGUUGUUUGUGUUUUCGUAGUAGUUCGGUGUAUCGCUUCCCGCAACGGAUUGUAUAAUAACCACAAGAAUGGUAUGGUUCGUCUAUCACGCAUCUACUGUACAGAGUUCCGAUCCGUACAGUCUAUCUAUACAAGGUGUCUUUCGAGAUAUCAAGCGUGCUCUAGUGUAGACCGUUCGGGUCGUACUCAAAAUCCGCAUAUAUGGGUUGCCACAUGCCCGAGACGAUGUGCUCGUGCACCUCGCUCUUCUUCCAUGGCACGUCCGCCAGACC
This is a messenger RNA of Rhodofomes roseus, 3529 nucleotides long. Its product is annotated as ARM repeat-containing protein. Gene Ontology annotation, cellular component: nuclear envelope; cytosol. Lineage: Eukaryota; Fungi; Basidiomycota; Agaricomycetes; Polyporales; Fomitopsidaceae. The record is from RefSeq and is a predicted model, not a curated record. Gene Ontology annotation, biological process: protein import into nucleus. The coding region runs from base 38 to 3202 and encodes 1054 amino acids. Gene Ontology annotation, molecular function: small GTPase binding. The transcript has 19 exons.